Messenger RNA from Juglans regia (Persian walnut), 2086 nucleotides. Its product is annotated as heparan-alpha-glucosaminide N-acetyltransferase. NCBI's taxonomy places the organism in Eukaryota, Viridiplantae, Streptophyta, Magnoliopsida, Fagales, Juglandaceae. The record is from RefSeq and is a predicted model, not a curated record. Bases 365 to 1753 code for a protein of 462 amino acids. The transcript has 13 exons.
UAUGCAAAACACCAUGACUGGCCAGGGAAAGAAGAAGAUAGAAAGAAACAAGAUAUGGAGAGUAGGAAGAGGAGGAUGGUCUUCCAGUAGAGACUUUGUCUUCUUUUCUCGAGAAUCAAACUUGCAUAAAAACGAAGCCGUCAUUUGAAGAAGCGGGUAACGGAAAGGGGAAGGUGAUCCAUCUUCUUUCGGAGAAAGGUUAUUCUUUUAAUUCAGAAGAAACCAAAUAAUAAUAAUAAUAAUCACGCUUUCCAGUCAGGUUGUUUCUCGCAUUAUAUUGAUGGGAAUUUGCUUUUGACAUCUGAGUGAACAAAAGUGUCAGAAUAUAAAUCUGUGGAACAGAGAUAAACAGAGAGAGAGAUAAAUGGGGAUGUACGAGCCUAUUAGAGGGCACGAUGAUGUUGAGAAGGAGCAGGAGGAGGAGAAGCGUGGAGUGAGACAUUCGGUUGAAGGUGAAGAUGAUGUUGAAAUGGCUGUUCAUGCAAGAUCCGGCACCGCCAUUCCCAAUGCCGGUCGUGAUUCUAAUAAGAUUGAAGAGGAAAGUUCCAAGCAAAAGCGUCACCAGCAACAACGUCUUGUUUCGCUGGACGUUUUUCGUGGCGUGACUGUUGCGCUAAUGAUAUUCGUGGAUGAUGCUGGUGGAAUCCUACCUGCAAUUAAUCAUUCGCCUUGGGAUGGUUUAACACUUGCAGAUUUUGUCAUGCCAUUUUUCCUCUUUAUUGUUGGUAUCUCACUUGCACUUACCUACAAGAAUUUGUCUUGCAGAGCUGUUGCAACUAGAAAAGCAAUACUACGGGCUCUAAAGCUUUUAAUGUUAGGCCUGUUUCUUCAAGGUGGCUUCUUCCAUGGCCUUAAUGAUUUAACUUAUGGGGUGGAUAUUGAACAUAUGAGAUGGAUGGGUAUACUACAGAGAAUUGCAAUAGCAUAUCUGCUGGCAGCAUUGAGUGAGAUUUGGCUGAAGGGUGAUGGUAAUGUUAAUUUGGUGUCAUCUCUGUUUAGGCAAUAUAGAUUCCAGUGGGCUUUGGUUUUGAUGCUUAGCGCUCUAUACCUUUCCUUGUUAUAUGGCUUGUAUGUGCCUGAUUGGGAGUAUCAAAUUCCAAUUGAAACUUCCUCUUCUCCCCCAAAAUUGUUUUCAGUGAAAUGUGGAGUGCGUGGUGACACUGGGCCAGCUUGUAAUUCUGUUGGAAUAAUCGACCGCAAGAUAUUGGGUAUACAACAUUUAUAUAAACGACCAGUCUACGCUCGAACACAGCAAUGCAGUAUUAACUCCCCAAGUAAUGGCCCAUUACCUUCUGAUGCCCCAUCAUGGUGCCAAGCCCCUUUUGAUCCUGAAGGACUUCUAAGUUCAGUGAUGGCGAUUGUUUCCUGUUUUGUUGGUUUGCAUUAUGGGCACAUUAUUGUCCAUUAUAAGGACCAUAGAGAUAGGAUCUUUCACUGGAUGGUUACAUCAUCAUGUCUUGUUGUCUUGGGGCUUGGCCUGAACUUAUGUGGGAUGCAUUUUAACAAGGCUCUCUACACAUUCAGUUACAUGUGUUUCACUGCUGGUGUUGCUGGCAUUCUCUUUGCUGGAAUUUACUUCAUGGUUGAUGUAUGUGGCUGUAGACGUCCCACCUUUGUGAUGGAGUGGAUGGGAAUGCAUGCGCUGAUGCUUUAUAUCCUUGCAGCCUGCAAUGUCCUGCCAGUUUUCCUCCAGGGAUUUUAUUGGAGGAGGCCUCGGAAUAAUAUUCUUGGGUUAAUUGGAAUAGGAAGAUGAAAGGGUUAACUGGUUACACCUUCCCCGCAGCUGCACUUUCAGUUUCAAGGUCUUGGGGCUCUGAAUCGCUCAACUUAUCUUAUUGAUUUUGGGUGGUUGCUGUUAGUGCCACCAGAGAAUUUUGGAAUUCAGGUCUUUAUAGAAAUGGAGGCAAACUUUCUCUUCUCUAAUCAUGUGAACAACAAACUCCAAUGUAGCUUCUGUAUAAAAUAUGUAGGUAGAGCCUUUUUUUUUUCAAAAAAUAAUUUGUAAUAUGUAGGUAGAGCUUUAAACAGGGAAAGCUCAUUGGAACUUUUCGUGGUAUCUUAUUCAAAAGAUGUCUUUUUCCCACCA